Molecule: messenger RNA, 1461 nt
Organism: Yamadazyma jaroonii
Lineage: Eukaryota; Fungi; Ascomycota; Pichiomycetes; Serinales; Debaryomycetaceae
Source: the annotation of a GenBank genome assembly
AUGACUUUAGUUCGAUCCUGUGUUAAACAGGGGAAAUUUCCCAUACGAUUAAGUCGAAUAAACUAUACCACCAAGUCUAAGAAUGAUACUGAUACUACCAAUGUUAAAAAAUCAACCGGAAGAUUCCAUAAUCGAUUAGAUAAGUUUUACCAAAAGUUCGAAUACAAGAACCUUAAUCCUUUUGAUACCCAUAUUGAAAAUGUUCCAAAUUUAAGAGAAUUCACUUCCAAUGCUAACCAUAAAGUAAAUUUGAAGAUAUUUAACCAAUUGAAACCAGUGACUCCCAAUGAUUCAUUUGUUAGUUGUACAAUUUUUGAUACUAAAGGGAAUAAUAUCGGCAUAUCGAAGAAAUUCCCAAAGAUGCAGUUUUUAAGAGAACAUAAUUUAUAUCCUAGAGAUUUAAGAAAGGUAGAUACUUCAGCUAUUGAUGUGGCUCCUCAGAUCAUGACUAGACCUCCCACCACCAUCCUUAUCAAUUUGUUACAUAUCAAAGCUUUAAUCAAACCCGAUAAAGUCAUGAUCUUCGAUACUUCCACGCCUGAAGUGGCUACUAAGCUAGGACUUUUCAUCUAUGAUUUGGAACUGAAAUUGAAGAUCAAUAACAAUGUUCCCUUCGAAUUCAAGGUUAUUGAAAGUAUUCUCAUCAAUAUUAUGGGAUACUUAGAAGCUGAAUUAAAGACUCACAUUGAAAAUUGUGGGAGUAUUUUAUCCGAUUUGGAAAAUCAAGUGGAUAGAAAGAAAUUACAAGAUUUGUUAAUUAAAUCCAAAGCAUUACAAACUUAUUAUCAAAAGGUGUUGUUGAUCAAAGAUGUUUUAGAUGAUUUGUUAGAUAAUGACGAAGAUAUGAGCGAUAUGUAUUUGACUUCCAAGCCAAAGUUGGACAAGUUGAAUCAACCCGAUUUAGUUGAUUUAGAAAAUAUUUUGGAAGCUUAUUAUUCCCAAUGUGAUGAAUUUGUUCAACAUUCAGGAUCUUUGGUCAAUGAUAUUAAAUCAACUGAAGAUAUUGUUAAUAUUAUUUUGGAUGCCAAUAGAAAUGAAUUGAUGUUAUUUGAAUUAAAAGUGUCGAUUUACACCUUAGGUAUUACUGUAGCUACUUUAAUUCCAGCUUUCUAUGGUAUGAAUCUUAAAAAUUUUAUUGAAGAUUCCAACGUAGGGUUUGGAUUAAUUGUUUUAUUUUCAGUAGUUCAAGGUAUUUUAUUGACAAAGUUCAAUAUGACAACUUUGAAGAAAGUUCAAACUUUAACUAUGGGUGGUAGAGACAAUCGUCAAAUAUUAGCCAAAUCAAUGGCAUUAAGAGCAAAGGAAAGACGAUUAAGAUUUUGGCAUUGGCAUAAAUGGCAUUGGCACAGAUUGUAUUGGCAUAAAUAUUGGUGGCAUUGGAAAGGAAAUAAAUACCAUCAUCCAACUGUAAGAGAAAGAUCAACCAUGUGGAAAAUGCUUAAUGAUAAUAGACGUAAAUAA